GAAGUCGAGGACACGAGUGGCGAUGGUGCAUGCGACAGCGGCAUCGGCGGUCCCAACCUCGCUUGUCCUGAGAGUACCAGCGGGCUGGUUGUCGGCCCGGAAACAUCGCCGAGAGUAAUGGAGUGCGGUGGAUGCGGCGAGCGAGUACGCGAACGAACUAUCCUCUGCGUAGGCGGACGUACGUGGCACUCCAGGUGUCUGAGGUGUAGUGCUUGUGCCAGGCCAUUGCACGAUCAGCACUCGUGCUUUCAGAGAGGCAUGCGAGUGUACUGCAGACAUGAUUACGAUCGAACUUUUGGAGCAAAGUGCGCGAAAUGCGGGCGCAGCGUAGGCGCUGGAGAUUGGGUGAGAAGGGCUAGGGAAAGGGUUUAUCAUCUGGCCUGCUUCGCAUGCGACGCUUGCUCGCGUCAGCUGUCGACCGGUGAGCAAUUCGCCCUCCUGGACGCCCGAUUGCUUUGCAAGGCGCACUAUCUCGACGUCGUCGAGGGCAACAACACUUCUUCCGAUGAAGGCGGUGACUCCGAGAGUGGUCACAAGGGCGGCAAUAAAGCGAAGAGAGUUAGGACCACUUUUACCGAGGAGCAGCUUUCCGUUCUCCAAGCGAAUUUUCAAUUGGAUAGUAAUCCCGAUGGGCAGGACCUUGAAAGGAUAGCGCAUGUAACUGGACUCAGCAAGAGGGUAACGCAGGUGUGGUUCCAAAAUUCUAGAGCAAGGCAGAAGAAACAUCUUCACACAGGCAAAAUGAAGGGACAACACGUGCAUCAAUCGCCACCGAAUUCUACCGCGUCGCCCGAUUUCGGUCGUCACAUCAACUUACAUCUAACAUACUCGUUUCAACAUCAGCAACAGCAUCAACAGCAACAACAACCACAGCUUAGUCCAGCCACGUGUAAGAGCCCGACAGGCUCCAUUUAUCACAAUCAUGGGUCGGAGCAAUCGAUGGACGAGCUCUCGCAAGACUCGAUGCUACUAUCUAUGCCGAAUGAGGUUUAA
Messenger RNA from Atta colombica, 993 nucleotides. It is a transcript of the gene Awh, whose product is annotated as LIM/homeobox protein Awh-like. The transcript is spliced from 5 exons. Bases 118 to 993 code for a protein of 291 amino acids. Gene Ontology annotation, biological process: neuron differentiation; regulation of transcription by RNA polymerase II. Gene Ontology annotation, cellular component: nucleus. Lineage: Eukaryota; Metazoa; Arthropoda; Insecta; Hymenoptera; Formicidae. Gene Ontology annotation, molecular function: RNA polymerase II transcription regulatory region sequence-specific DNA binding; DNA-binding transcription factor activity, RNA polymerase II-specific. The record is from RefSeq and is a predicted model, not a curated record.